Molecule: messenger RNA, 6532 nt
Organism: Acanthaster planci (crown-of-thorns starfish)
Lineage: Eukaryota; Metazoa; Echinodermata; Asteroidea; Valvatida; Acanthasteridae
Biological process (GO): rDNA heterochromatin formation
Cellular component (GO): heterochromatin
Molecular function (GO): DNA binding
Source: RefSeq, a predicted model, not a curated record
CCUUUCAUCUCAAUGGGUUGAAAACUCAAUUCGUAAGCAGUUUUGGCGGCCCCAGUCCGAAAUGAGUGAGCUCUUUUUUUCCACAGAAAGCCACUGUUUUCUUCAAGUUCGCGUUUGAAAUUGCUAUGCAUUCAGUACAGACCCAUGAAUGGGCAAAAGAGAGGGCCAAGGCCCGAUGGACGACAUGAUACAUACUCGUGCAAGGUUGUUAAUGGAUAAAAAUCCGGGUUGUUGGUGGCAUUUAGUUGAAUUCUUUGAGGGGAGUCGGUUUUGUUAUUUUCACUGUAUGGGAAGGAAGUCGGCGCUGAUAAAUGGGGAACUCCAUUUGCCAACUCGAUGUGAGAUAGACACAACACAGAUUCUUAUAACUUGAAAUGUAUGAAACCAAAGAGAAUGCACACACCACGGCAGCUAUAGUAAAUGCAUGCAUGUACCUGUACAUGUAUAUGUACAGUAGUUUUGUUUCAUACUGUGCAGAGUACGUGGAUUUUUCUUCCGUGCAUGCACACGUGGAUUCCUCACUACCUCAAACUCGGCCGCAGAAAGUCUAUGUCCAUGGACCAGAAGCAGCCAUGGACGACAGUGAUAAAUAUUCCCAAACCAAAAAUCAAGAAAAUAUAAUUUUCACAGGUGUUCAAGAAACAUAUCAAAGGAAAGCUCACUUCCUCAUCUUUCAUUUCCCUUCCAAUUUUCAGUGGACCAACCGGUGACUUUUGAAAAAAUUCUCUUCAGAGAAAACCCACCGCUCAAAACAGUCACGAGGCCAUCGCCAUUUUGAAAAUUGAUGCCUACACUCUAUUGCAAAAUACAGCAAUUAGGAGGGCCCUGAUAAUUUCCUAAAAUACAAGGUGGCAGUCCCACUCCCACCCCAGGAUUUUAUCCACCGUACAAUUCACGUGCACAGACUCUAGUACUAGCAGACUCUAAUACUUGCCCGCUUUGGCAAUUAUUGUCAUCUUUACUGGCCAGCAACAUGCAGCUGUACAUGUGUGUGCAUUUUACGAGGGCAUCCUAGGAUUGACCAUACACUCUGACACCGAAUGAGGUCUCAAAAAACCACGAUUCUUUUUACCUCAUACGUUUCAGUCAUGGCGACAUUACAACUAAAUGAUUUUUGACCCAAACCGAUAGUAAGAUGCGCCCUCGGAGUCUCAAUCAAGUCUCGUGCGUGAGACCGUGGUGAGACACUGCAGCUUAUGACGGGAGCAAAAUAGGGGCUGUAGUAAUAAUGAUUAAAAACAAAUUAAAAAAAAAAUCGACAACAUUUACAUGACGAUCUACCACUCACUCCGUAUGAUUUCAAAUACAUUUUCAUACUCAAAAUUAUAUAAACUUUUUCAUCAAAACGUCUGUUUAAUCUAAACAAAUGCAGUUUUUCCGUGGUUGUAAAUUGGCGGAAAACUCAACAAUUUUUUUUCUGGGGGGCGGGGCAAGUGUUGCACCCUAUCCUGUUAGGGAGUCAACUACAAAGGCGUAGAAAAAUGCAUGUGACGUGAUGGGUUCGUCAACUGCGCGGCUGGGGCAUAGUAUAGUGCCGGAGAGCUCGCCAGAAAAGUGGAGUCAUAUUCGUGGAAGUUCCUUUUUUUUCUUAGGACUUAUUUACGAACUAAUUUUCCCUAAAUCAAGAAACCCUUCAUCAUGUCACAAUGGGUCCAGUUAAAGAAUGGAUUUUUUGCGUGGUAACUUUUUAUCCUUGAUUUGUUGCGAUCCUAUCGGAACCGCUUAGACCAAUUCUGAACUAGGAAAAGUGUUGUCGUAAAUGCCACCGAUCCUGCGGGAAUUUUUAUCGACAAUUUUGAAAAUAACUUAAUUUUAAUGUAGUGUAAGGACGUGCGCGCUGGAAAAACCAGAGGUCACGACCCACCGACCUGUAAUCUGAAUUCAAAUUAAGAUGUAAGUUUUACAUCGCACUUGUCGUCAGCAGAGGAAUUUUCUGUGACGUAAAAUUGACAGUGUAAUUAUCCUGCAACCCCGUUGGCCCUGUAAAAAUUUCGCGUCGGGAGGGUAACUGCGAUCGACACUUUACAAUUUACACAUUUUGUUGGAACUGGCAGCAGUCUCCGAAGGUGCUACCAGAGAAAGAUACAGUGCGAUGACGGCUAAAAGAAAAGGCGCAACCGCUUCUGCUUUGAGUUGUUGAGGUCAUUGCUCUCAGACCCGCACCAGUCCUGUUCUAAUGUACAUUUACUUCUAUAGCGGUAGAAACCUUUUUUUUCGCGAUACGCACGCCAACAAGUUUCGCUUUGGCUGCAUGUUAUUCAUAUACAUGUACCUGUACAGUACCCACAAUCACCCUUACUGUUGAAAACGAUUUUGUUUGAAAAGGCACAUACGCAUGUUAAUGCAAUUGGCUAUUAUUACUCAAUGUAUUGAACUCGCUAAACAAAUUUAUACUAUCCACGAUUCAUGAUGUAAAGGUCAGAGUAUACUGUAUUAAUAUAGGACUCAAUUACUAAUAUUUGUAGGCCACAAAGCCUAACCGGCCGAGUUUUCCCCAUGACCUGAGUAAUUGAUGUGUGUUGGGGGCAUCAACGACCUCAGGGUAAUGGGUGUUCAAACUAUGACGGGUCACAUAAGUUGUCUGUCAUUACUUGAUCUUAAACAGUGCAAGUGAAACCCAUACAGUACAUAACAACAGUACUAGUACUACACGUAUAGAGUGAUCCACCUGCGACAUCACUUCUUAAAAACUUGGCACACGGGAAAGUUGGGACUUUGAGUAUACACCGUUAUAUGUACACAUACACCGAGCCCCGGAAAUUUGCGCAAGAGUGUAACCAUGUCUCUGAGGCAGUUAUACAAAAUUCCUAGAGAAGUGUUGGUUUCGUUUGACGAUAAGUCGACAAGCAUAAUGCCUACAAAACUCAUCAAAAACGUGAAACCCGGCAUAGAAAGCGGUGAGAGGGUGGAAGUGCUAUGGGAAGGGGAAUACCUUCCGUGCGAAGUUCUCCGAUUUUCAGACGACCACUCUGAUCUGCUUUUUCUACAAAGAGCUCUUUCGAGGACCAAAGAAACCGUGGCUAAGGUUCAAGGGACGAAUGAGAAAAGAAAAACGACAGAUGUCCAAGAUGCAGAAACUGCCAGUGCCAGAAAUUCCAAGACAAAGGUACGAAGAACAACUGAGAACCCCCAAAAGCCGCAGGAACAAACUGCACAGACGUCUGGAGCAUCAAAGAUAAAGGUUCAAACAAAUUUAAAGAAGAAAGGAAAAACGCAGAAGGUCAAAGAGGCGAGAACUACUGGUACAUCAAAGGCAAAGAAGUUGCAGAAAAGGCCAGCUAAGGAGAAGAAGAGAGCAACUGUCCUGGCUCGGUUCUGUGUUGACGAUGACGAUGUAGAGGCUGUGGAAGAGCAGUUGGAGAGGCUUGAACCACCCCAAUCACCUAGGGACCACCACGGGUCAGAAGAAACAGACGGCCCUGUUCUAGCACUUACUGCAGAUGAUGAUCAGGCUGCUGAAACCCCGGCCCGUACCAGCUUAGGGUCACCGGAUACUAUAAGUCCCGAACAGAUACCAUACUUCCCGGAGCUCAGUUUUCUAUCCGAUGAAAUGAACAGCAACAUGGGAAGCCCCCUAAAAGAUUCUUGGUCCCCUGCAUAUAAAACAAGUACUCCAGCCAAAACACCGAUGGCAAGAAUUUCAGUAACCGAUUUGGAGAUGUUUCGUAAAAUGGCGAGUCAGAUUGACGACUUGUGGAAACACAAGUUCGUCCCUGACUCGCCAUCAAAGCGUUCAUCUCCAGUCCCUCAAGUGACACCACCACGAAUGGGAUCAUCAAGGCCUGCCUUAUCUAAUACCGCUUCCACCCCCUCAGACCCUCCAAUGAAUCUCUCGUCUCUUUCGACGGAAAUAAUAGCGGACCAUAAAGACAGCUCGUCCUCUGAGGCGAACUUUGCGCUUUCGUUGGUCCGUUUAUUAUUUUCGAAGGAAGAGAUGAAGGCAAGUAAUUGUAGGGGCGUUAGGGGGAAGACGAAGCUUGACCCAGUAAGAUUGAACCACAUUAAAGGAAUUCUGAAGGGUCGAACAUCCCUCCCUCCAGAAACGUUUGAGAAAUACUGGAGAAGAGAUUGCUUUAAAGCCAUUGAUGAGGGGUGCAGACGACUUAAUCGCUCCAGAUCCUUAUUGUAAUUAGUACACUUCAGGUAUGAUUAAUAGCUAGCUAAAAAUAUAGCUACCACCAAUAUAAACUGUCCGGUUUCUGGUCAGCAUCUUGCGCCAAAAGUGGUGCGGUAACGCAUUUUGUAACCCUCAUCUUUUUUUCUGGAAUUGAUGUACAUAUACAUUGUGUACAGCACGGGUUGUCCAUCGCGACUGUAGUAAAAUUAAUAUUGAGACAUCAUAAAUUCAUACGGAUUCCUUGGAUUGAAUUUCAUUAUUUCGCGUACUGAGACUGAUUUUGGGGAAAAACUAACAUUGAAUACAAGUGCAGUUGUACAUGCACACCGAUUAAUUUGACAAAUUAAAUUAUUGUUCAUUUUGGCUUUCCAGAUUUUUGCCCUCACCUUUUUGCCGGCUGUUAUUGAUUUGUAAUCUUCCCUACACACUGUACAUUGUAAUUACUCCGUUUUGGUGCUGUGACUGUACAUUUUCAUUUUGAAGAUGUUUUGUUUAUGCAGAGAUGUCCAGUAUUUGACAGUUGAUACUGAAUCUUUCUCUUGGGGAACUUGAGAAUGACCUUACAUAUUUCAUUUUUAAAGUAUCUCUCAAUACCAACGCAUUCUACAAAAUUCUUGUAAUGUACAUGUAGGUCAUAGUUACGAUCAGGUGUUGCAAAUGUUACGUUAUUUUAUGAAAAACAAAGACAGACCUGAUAAAGUUUUAUUACAAUGAAAGAGUUGCAACAACGGUCUGUCAUCCUGUGUAAAGGUCGACAUUCUUCCUUUUGACAACACCACUAUACACGAUUAUGAGGUAGAAAUCAACAGUUAACCGAAAUUGUAUGACGUCAAAAUAUGUUUAAAAAAAUGAAUAAAACUGUUUGAUCGUAAAACAAUGAACACCCAAAUUCGGAGUGAACUUUAAUUCACUCCGAACUAUGUAGAAACAUUUGUGGUCAUGUUAAUUAGUUACCUGAUUUAAUACGCUGACCACAAGACGGCCAUAGUUGAUUUUACAGCCCAUGCUCUCAGCAAAUACAAUGUAUUACAUGUAGUCCAUGAACAGCUGUUGAAGAAAUACCGACUGUCCAUUUUCUAAAGUAUCUCACAGAACCAGAAUUUCUUAACUUAACCUGAGCUCUCCCAGGAACACGUGGCCGUUGUCGUGUUUUGUUACGGAUGGCUAUAAAUAUUCAGAUUGCAGCGGCUACAAAGAUGCUUGUACCUUACUCCAGUAAAAUGUGGUCAGUAAUCAACUUUGUGAGUUGGAAUUCGGGUUCUUCAAAAUUCUUUUGAAAAUGUAAGCUUUUAGUUUGGACUUUACGGAUCGACGAACAUGACGACGACGGCUUUCCUAGUUCUAGAUCGGUUUAACCAGUUCCGAAUCGCAACAUAUACACGUUCUUCUUCACAAAUAAAGAGUAAACACGAGGGAAACUGUUUAUGAAAAAAACUGAUUUUUCAUUGAAGAAUUUCUUCAUUUAGAGAAAAAUCAAUUCAUAUCUUGGGACAUCACUGAAUUAAAACGUACAACUUCCGUAACUUUCAAUGUUCAGCUGUACAUCAAGAUAAAGGGGGGCCUAUUCUUGAAGUGUAUUAAUAUGUUAUGUGGAGUAUUUAUGACCUUGGGUCAUCCUUUCAUUUUGAAAGCUUAGUUUUGGAAAGCUAUACAAGUGAACUGUGUACUUGACUUAACGAGAAUGUUUCAUGUGCAUUCGAUUUGCUACGAAUUUCUACCGUUGAUUGGUAUUGAUUUUUCCCCAGAAUCGAAGUUUUUUAUCCUUACGCAACCCUCUAUUUUAUACAUAUUUUUCUGUAUUUUGCAUAUGCUGCUGAUUUCAUUCCUGCUAUAGUUCUACCUACAUGUAUGGUAGCGUAUAUUCGGCAUUCGUCCCCGAUUUGACAUAAUAGACUGGAAAAGGACCAGGACAUCGUUAGUACUGCCAUUAGGGCGGAUGAACCGUCCGGGAAAGAACAAUUUACUGGAUAUCAACUGGAUAGCCACAAUUCCAUCAAUGCACUUCCCAGGCUACACGUAUUUUCUAAAUUUCAUUAUAGGCCUACAUGUACAUAUGCAUUUAUAGAGGCCCUCUAGUCCUACAUGACAGUUACAUGCUGGAAAUUCGUGGACAGUUCCGGCUGUCGGUGAUCCCUGCCAUAUAUCGACGGACCUGCAACUGAAAGAAAAAAGUUCAUGUCAAGUAAUCUGUUUUUAUAGUACUUGAAAGGUUUGGAAUUACUUUCUACUGUUGCUAACAAUAACAAAGGAAUCGUUAUUCGGGAAUGUGUAGGCUUACACCACGGUCUCCUUGUAGUAGUACAUUUUAUUUAGGAAGCAACCGGGUUAUCGAAAUGAAAGUAAGAAUACUAUAAUGUCCCAAUUUACGCCUAUCCUACGAAUAGGCUACUUUUUAAAACUUAUUUUAAAUACAUG